UUUAUUAUUUAAUGUACUGGGAAGAAGCAUCGUCAGCGUCAAGGCACUGCGAAGUAUAGAUAUUAGUAAGCGGAAUUCCAGGACCAUAGAAAACACGUAAACAACUCCAAUUUGACGUGGAACCAUGAGUCAUUCAGGUUAUAACCCAUAUCAACAGGGAUCAGCACCAGGUGCCCCCUCUCCACACCCACAACAAGCACAGGCCCCCUACGGGGGAGCACCAUACCAAUCACACACCUCCCCAUAUCCUUCCGGAGGGGGUGUGAAUCCAAACAGUUUUGGAUUCUCCUCAAACACCCCCAUGUACAUGCCCCAAGCAAUGCCCAUGCCUGCCUACCCACCCACUGCUGGUUAUCCCCCUGCCUCUGGAGGAUCAACCUAUCCUCCAGCUCCUGGGGGAGCUUCCUACCCUCCAGCUCCCGGGGGAGCUUCCUAUCCUCCAGCUCCUGGGGGAGCUUCCUAUCCUCCAGCUCCAGGGGGAGCUUCCUAUCCUCCAGCUCCCGGGGGAGCUUCCUAUCCACCUGCUUCCUCCGGAAGUGGAUAUCCUCCAGCUUCAGGAGGUGGAUAUCCUCCAUCAGGAGGGGGAUACCCGCCAGCCUCCUAUCCCAAUGCUCCUGGUGCUCCUCCCAGUGGUCAAGCGUAUCCAUCUAGAGAACCCGAUAGAGGACCUUACGGUGGUUUUUCGUAUACACAGCACAGUAGCCCACAGAUGUCACAAGGACAUGUUGCUGCGAAACCAAAGAGGACACCUACGGUGGUUCCAGCCAGCUCCUUUAACCCACGAGCAGAUGCAGAAGUUUUAAGAAAGGCUAUGAAAGGUUUCGGUACUGACGAGAAAGCCAUCAUCAAUGUGCUCAGUAAGAGGUCCAAUGCACAGAGAUUGCAAAUUGCUGUGGAAUUCAAGACAUUAUAUGGAAAGGAUUUGAUAAAGGACCUGAAAAGCGAACUAAGCGGAAACUUUGAGAAUCUGGUGGUAGCGAUGAUGACUCCCCUACCCGAGUUUUAUGCCAAAGAAUUGCACGAUGCCAUGAGUGGUUUGGGAACAGACGAAGAUGUCCUGAUCGAAGUCUUGUGCACUAUGUCCAACAAUGAAAUUAGAGUUAUAAGACAAGCGUACCAUUCCAUGUAUCACAAACCCUUAGAAAGCGACUUGAAAGGUGACACUGCCGGAACCUUCAAACGCCUCAUGGUGUCACUUUGCAACGCCUGCAGGGACGAAAGCACCAUAGUCAAUCCCCAGUCCGCCCAGGCCGACGCGCAGGCCCUCUUACGCGCGGGAGAAUUGCGUUUCGGAACCGACGAAUCCACCUUCAACAUGGUCUUGUGCCAACGUAACUACGGCCAAUUACAGCUGAUAUUCCAGGAGUACGCUAGAAUCACCGGGCACGAUAUAGAACAGGCCAUUAAAAAUGAGUUUUCUGGUGACGCCGAGGACGGAUUCUUAGCUGUGAUAAGGUCGAUAAAGAACCAGGCAGCUUUCUUCGCCAAGCAACUGAAUAAGAGCAUGAAAGGCUUGGGAACGAAUGACAGACAACUCAUCAGAUUGGUGGUGACUAGAUGUGAGGUCGAUAUGGUUGAGGUAAAACGAGAGUACCAAGCCAAGUUUGGGGAAUCUUUGGCUGAUGCUAUCAAGGGUGACACAUCAGGGCAUUACAAAAAGUGUUUAUUAGCACUCAUCGGCGAACCAGCCAGUUAAGACUUGAAAUUUUUUCAUAUUUUUAUAUUCGUUUUACUCCAUAUAACGUGCAUGUUUGUUUAAAAAAUAAGUUUCUAUUACAAUGCAUCACAGUAUAUUACGGUCUUGAAUAAUACAGAUCUGAGAUUACAUACUUUUAUAUUGUUCUAUGUUUUUAAAUGUUUGUUGGCAGUUUGACCAUAUAUUUUUAUAAUGUAUUUACCGGGUCAAUAAACGCCGUUUUAUGCACUAA
This is a messenger RNA of Anoplophora glabripennis (Asian longhorned beetle), 1928 nucleotides long. Its product is annotated as annexin B11. Gene Ontology annotation, molecular function: calcium-dependent phospholipid binding; calcium ion binding. The record is from RefSeq and is a predicted model, not a curated record. Bases 125 to 1696 code for a protein of 523 amino acids. NCBI's taxonomy places the organism in Eukaryota, Metazoa, Arthropoda, Insecta, Coleoptera, Cerambycidae. The transcript has 7 exons. Gene Ontology annotation, cellular component: cytoplasm.